Molecule: messenger RNA, 831 nt
Organism: Tilletiopsis washingtonensis
Lineage: Eukaryota; Fungi; Basidiomycota; Exobasidiomycetes; Entylomatales
Exons: 1
Coding region: 108-605 (165 amino acids)
Source: RefSeq, a predicted model, not a curated record
CUGAUGACGGGGGCGAGGACGGCGAGCUCGUGCGCUUUUGUAUGCCUCUAAGCUGAGUUCACGGCAUCAAGCCUCCGUCCGGCAUCUCACAGCCGCCUUCCGGCUGCAUGAGCACCCGCACUGCCAAGCAGCUUCCGUCGAGCGGUAGUGCCCGGAGAUUAUGGUCUCUACCGCGAGGCUCCUGGAGUGCACUGCCUCGUCAGCGAGCGAUGAGCAUGCCGUCGGCUCUCGCGUCAGGGGGCGCCUCACUGCCCGCGCAUCCAGAUGAUGUCGCCGCCGCGCCGCUGCGGUCCUCGACCCCUAAGCCCGGACUAUUUGGCGCCUCGGGCAUCAGACUCUCGGCCGCCGAGAGUGCUGCCGUGCCGCCGGCGGCCCAUCAUGGCAGAUGGCGUCUAGAAGCAGGCGAAACAGACGAGGCGGCUCUGCGGGGCCAAGUAGAGUGCGGAAUUCAGCGGCCUGCGAACACGGCACACGGCGCCGCGGCGCGCGUCACGAAGCAGCAGAGCACAGCGCUGCCGGACGCGCACGCGCCUCUGCGUCCCUCCACCACAGCCCGCCGUCUCUCCUGCCACUUCAGCGCCGCCGCCGAGUGCCUCUUCACUUGACGCCGCCGCCGCCGUCCUCGCUGCGCCCAAGCUGCACGCCCACCCGUCCAGUGUACGCGCUGAGAACUGACCUCUGCGUCUGCUGCAUCCUGUCGCUUACGUCCGUGCCUUCUGGCCGUUCCUUUCUUUCGCUCCUGCCACACACUCGACGCCAUGUCAGCGCCCAGCAAGCGCCCUUACUCGCCGCCGCCGCCGCCGCCGGGCAGAGAUGAGCACCGCCACGUGA